CAAAAACAUAACAAAUCACAUUGUUCAACUAUGGAAUUGUCUUUGGUCUUGACAACCUUAACUAUUGUCACGUUUAUUUCCACAGUAACAUCACAAUCACCCAUUCAAAAUUUUGUGAGUUGUUUCUCUAAGUUCCAUGAACCUUCACAUUCCCCUAUCACUCAAGUGAUUUACACACCAAACAACAAUACAUUCUCAACCAUUCUAAAUCAGCACAUACGAAACAAGAGAUUUAAACUAGAUUCAACACCGAAACCUUUGGCAAUAAUAACUGCAAAAAGUGCUUCUGAUGUUCAAGCAACAGUUAAAUGUGCAAAAAGUAACAACAUUCAGAUCAGAAUCAGAGGCAGUGGUCAUGAUUAUGAAGGUUACUCAUAUGUAUCUGAUGUUCCUUUUAUUAUACUUGACAUGUUUCUUAUAAAUGGAAUAAAUAUAGAUAUACAUAAUGAAGUAGCAUGGGUUGAAUCUGGAGCAACACUUGGAAAGCUUUAUUAUACAAUUGGUAAGACAUCCGAUUUGUAUGCUUACCCUGCUGGUAUCUGUUUUUCUUUGUCUGUUGGGGGUCAUUUUUCAGGUGGUGGGUAUGGACCUCUGUUAAGAAAAUUUGGUCUUGCUGCUGAUAAUAUUGUUGAUGCAAAAAUUGUUGAUGUUAAUGGUAAAAUUCUUGAUAGAAAAGCAAUGGGGGAAGAUCUUUUUUGGGCUAUAACCGGUGGUGGUGGGGCUAGUUUUGGUGUCAUUCUUUCAUGGAAAAUUAAAUUAUUUAAGAUACCUAAUCUUGUAACAGUUUUUCAUGUGACAAAAACUUUAGAAGAAGGUGCAAUUAAUUUAGUUUACAAAUGGCAAUUAAUUGCAUCAAAAUUGCCCGAUGAACUUUUCAUUCUCGCGAAACCUAAGGUUGUAAAAAAUGCUAAGGAUGGUAAAAAAUUUGUGCAAGUUCAUUUCAUUGGUCUAUUUGUAGGUACAAAUAAAGAGCUUUUACCUUUGAUUAAUAAGAAUUUUCCUGAAUUGGGUUUAAAGACUAGUGAUUGUCAUCAGUUACCUUGGGUUAGAUCAACUCUAAUUUGGAACGAUUUGCCAAUAGAAGCAAAUCUUAAAGCAUUGUUAGAUGAACCAAAAGCCAACCAAACCGUCUAUUUCAAAGGCCAAUCAGAUUUUGUGAAGAAACCAAUUCCAAAAGUAGGUAUUAAGGCCAUAUUUCAAAAGAUGAUUGAAGAUGAUAGUUUUUUUAUGUAUUGGACUCCUUAUGGUGGAAAAAUGGAUAAGAUAUCAACAUCAGCUACACCAUUUCCUCAAAGAAAAGGGACCUUGUUCAUGAUUCAGUAUACUAAUUAUUGGCUUGAAGAUACUCCUGGAACUAUUGAACGUCAAAUCAAUUUUUCCAGAUCUUUUAAUAAAUUUAUGACACCUUAUGUUUCAAAUUCUCCAAGGGCAUCAGCUUUGAAUUACAGAGAUGCUGAUAUUGGUGCCAAUCAUCCAAGUAAUGUCACCAAAAUGGAGAUUUCUAAAGUCUACGGAAUCAAGUAUUUUAAUGAUAAUUUUGGUAGAUUAGUUAAUGUGAAAACAAAGGUUGACCCUAGUAACUUUUUUAGAUAUGAACAGAGUAUACCUACAAAACUUAAAUAAUAUGAAGGUUGUAAUAUCAAUUCAAAAAGAAAUAACUCUUUUUCUUAGAAGAGAAAUCAUAAAUUUUAUAUUAAACACAGAU
Messenger RNA from Cicer arietinum (chickpea), 1705 nucleotides. Its product is annotated as berberine bridge enzyme-like 17. NCBI's taxonomy places the organism in Eukaryota, Viridiplantae, Streptophyta, Magnoliopsida, Fabales, Fabaceae. Gene Ontology annotation, molecular function: FAD binding; oxidoreductase activity. The record is from RefSeq and is a predicted model, not a curated record.